Messenger RNA from Sebastes umbrosus (honeycomb rockfish), 3981 nucleotides. It is a transcript of the gene mapk14b, whose product is annotated as mitogen-activated protein kinase 14b. NCBI's taxonomy places the organism in Eukaryota, Metazoa, Chordata, Actinopteri, Perciformes, Sebastidae. Gene Ontology annotation, molecular function: MAP kinase activity; ATP binding. Gene Ontology annotation, cellular component: nucleus; cytoplasm. The coding region runs from base 364 to 1449 and encodes 361 amino acids. The record is from RefSeq and is a predicted model, not a curated record. The transcript has 12 exons. Gene Ontology annotation, biological process: protein phosphorylation; p38MAPK cascade.
UCGCGACGUGCGCGUUCACGUUUUCCGCGCUCCCUCCCAGCAGCAGAAGCAGCAAAGCGAACAGAGAACAGUGAGAGGCGAAAAAAUUCAGCGAAAGCUCGUCCAGACUGCUUCUGCUUCCUGACCCGAGCGCGUUUUUUUUCUAGAGGAAGUUGUCUCCGACGUGCACGAAGAGAGGAGGGGAUUUCUCUUUUUUUUUUCUGCACAACUGCACCUUAUUUGCACGAAGUUUAGUCUCAGUUGUUAGUUGUUUAUCAGGCAGCAGCAGCAGCACGGAGAGGAGGAGGAGGAGAGGAGAGAAGAGAAGUUUCCGCUGCCUUGUUUUGUCGCUGCUCUGCUGCGAGGCUGGUUAAAUCCGCAGGAAUGUCGCAGAAGGAGAGACCCACUUUCUACCGACAGGAGCUCAACAAAACCGUGUGGGAGGUACCGGAGAGGUACCAGAACUUAUCUCCCGUCGGCUCCGGUGCUUACGGAUCCGUAUGUUCGGUGUAUGAUGUGAAGACGGGCCUGAAGAUAGCAGUGAAGAAGUUGUCCAGACCCUUCCAAUCCAUCAUCCACGCAAAGAGGACCUACAGAGAGCUGCGGCUCCUCAAACACAUGAAGCACGAGAAUGUGAUCGGUCUAUUAGACGUUUUCACACCAGCGACAAGUUUAGAGGAGUUCAAUGAUGUGUACUUGGUGACCCACCUAAUGGGUGCAGACCUCAACAACAUCGUCAAGUGUCAAAAGCUGACUGAUGACCACGUCCAGUUCCUCAUCUACCAGAUUCUCCGAGGCUUAAAGUACAUCCAUUCUGCAGAUAUCAUCCAUAGAGACUUGAAGCCCAGUAAUCUGGCUGUGAAUGAAGACUGUGAGCUCAAGAUCCUGGACUUUGGUCUGGCACGGCACACAGAUGACGAGAUGACGGGCUACGUAGCCACCCGGUGGUACCGAGCCCCGGAGAUCAUGCUCAACUGGAUGCACUACAACAUGACAGUGGAUAUCUGGUCGGUGGGCUGCAUCAUGGCUGAACUACUUACUGGACAGACGCUCUUCCCCGGCACAGACCACAUUGAUCAGUUGAAGCUUAUAAUGAUGCUCGUCGGAACGCCAGGGCCCGAGCUCUUGAUGAAAAGCUCCUCGGAGUCUGCGAGGAACUACAUUAACUCACUUCCCCAGAUGCCCAAGAGGAACUUUGCUGAUGUGUUUAUUGGAGCCAACCCUCUUGCGGUGGACCUGCUGGAGAAAAUGCUGGUGCUGGACACAGACAAGCGGAUCACAGCGUCCGAGGCUCUGGCCCACCCGUACUUUGCCCAGUACCACGAUCCAGACGACGAGCCCGAAGCAGAGCCUUAUGACCAGAGCUUUGAAAGCCGCGAGCUGGAAAUUGAGGAAUGGAAGAGGUUAACGUACGAGGAGGUAAUCAGUUUUGAGCCGCCGUCGUUUGAUGGAGACGAGAUGGAAUCCUGAAGAGGAGGAGGCACCUUUUCUUCCAUCUUUUUGUUUUCCAAGAAACACUCUUUAUUAAGGACUAUCAGUCUCUUGUGACUAUCCACCACUUUCUUUAAACACACACACACACACACACACACAACCAUGACAUUCAAGUGCCUGCCGUCAUUCAUCUCCGGGGGACGAUGUGUUAUCAGGGAUAAAACUUGACAUCCUGUUCCUUCUGUCCCCCACUUUGUUGUUUUUGUUACUCUGCAUCCCAAGGCGCCGAGGCAGACUUUAAAUUCUCCUUUUAUAUUUUUAGUGAGUUUAUACCUCAGACAUUUAUUGUUUAUAUCGAUCCCCUCUUUGACUCUUUGAUUCAGAAAACUAGAAAUUACUUGUCAGUAUCUUGGAUAAAAAUUAACUCCUAAUUUGUAUUUUAUGAAAAUGUACCACUUAGCAGUAAUUAAUAUUAUAGGGGAAAAGGUUUGAUUGAAACUGCGGUGUGUGUGUAAAGUUUAUCUUUCCUCCACAUAUUGAAAUGUUAUUUCUAUCAUCGCGUAGAAGUGUGUAAAUAUGACAAACAGUAUUUAUACAUAAGUACUUCAGUCAAACUAGUUACCGUAUUUGUGUAAUAGUCAUAAUUGCUGAGCCCCACCUCGGCCAACCCCUUUGACAGUAUGAAUUUUAUUACUAGAGUUUAGCCUAUUAAUGGCAUAUACAAAGAUACAAUAUGUAAUUUAAUACAAGUAUGUAUAGGAUAGGCUAAAAUAUAGAAUAUUUACCUCCACAUUGCAAAUUUAAGGCUUCAUAUUUCUUACUGUUGGAUUUGAAGGUUUACAGUGUCCCUUUUUUAACCAAAUAUGAGUUUGGAGAGUAUGGAGACUUGGCUUGUGUAUCCAUUUUGCGUACUUAAAGAGGACCUAUUAUGCUUUUGUGCUUUUUCCCUUCCAUUUAGUGUGUCAUAUCGUUUUUUUGUCCAUGUAAAAGGUCGGCAAAGAAGCCGAAAGUCCACGCCAAAUUGAGUUACUCUCCCCCACAGAAACACUGCUCCCAAACUGCCUGAAACACCUUGCCUGAAGUCCCGCCUUUUCUUCCGUAACAUGGUGAUGUCACCAAGUAACACCUUUGCAUAAUAACUGCCUAGUGGCUAGUUUGGCACGCCCUCAAACAAAACCAGAUAGAGCGGAGUCCAAAAAGUUUGGUUCGUUUGACCAAUCACAACAGAGUGGGCCUCCUGACCAAUCAGAGCAGUCUGGGUUUUUCAGAAAGUAUGCACCUGAAAAUAAGCACAAUAGGUCCUCUUUAACAUUUGUUUAGUUUCUACUCUUCUCCAUAUCAAUUCAUCUCUUAGCACUUCUGUUGUGUUGUUUCAGAGGAAUGUUACAGUCCCCGUUAUCACGGCCUAACUUUCGCAUGAUAAAGCCAGAUUUGGCUUUUUAUUCGUUUAUUGAAAUGUGAUGUUUCCCACCACAACACCAACUGACAAUGUACUUUUAAUCAUAUUGCAUUUACAAAACACAGUACUAUUAAUGUUUAUUGAAUGUUGGGGGCACACCAGUGCCCUGUAUUUAUGAUCUUUUGUUAUGUUGUUUGUAUAUCGAUGUAAAAGAGAAUAUUAUUUGUCCGAAUUUAAGGUUCUUUUUAUUAUUUAUGGAAAGCUUACUGUACCAGAAACCAAACGUAUCGUCAAUAAUCUCAAACGUCAGUUAAGCCGCGGUGACUGCAGUUACAGCUUGUCUAUCGGAGCCAACAUUAUAGUUUUAAUCAGUUCGAUCAACUCUGUUCAUCUUGGAGUUGUUUCAGUUCAUUAUUUUUCUUUAGUUUAAAGCAGUUCUUGAACAUUUAUUUAUCGCAUUGUGUCCCCCGAGGUACUGCCCUCCAAAAGUAUCCUAUUUUUUAAAAAGAAAUUCAAUAAAACAUUAAAGCAAAAUAUGUGUUUCAAUUUUGUAUUGACAUACAAACCACUAAACAUCAGACUCCUAGUUCUGAAGUGUACUACAAACAUUUAUUGACAAAAUGUUUUUUCUAUGUGAACUAUUUCAGGAGUCAUACAAGCUAUAUCCACAGUCGCUCUGGCUAAUGUCAACAACACAUCAGUGUCUUCACAAUUUCAUUUACAACAGCUUGUUUUAAUGUAAUGCUUUUUCUAAUGUAUUAUUUUAUUCUGUGUGUUAAAUCAAAAUUGGAUGUUAUUCUGUGAUUCUUGUAAUAUUGAUUGUUUUUUGUUUUUUUUAGUAAUGCUAGAAAUAUAUUUGUCAUUCAUUUGAAUAAUUUAGCAGGGCACAUGUUUGUGGGAAAGAGUGUACGUUUACUCACUGGAUGCUGAAGGGCAAUGCUGAAGCCUCGUUCUUUGUAGUUUUAAAAACAACUGCACACAUUAGAUAGGGUAUUUAUCUAUUUUCCAUAUCCAAAUGUCAGUAGUUAAUUUGGUUAUUGGUUAUGCUUUCUUUGCCUGAGAUGUGUUCAUAUCUUUUUACUAUGUGCUUUAUCACAUGUACCAAGACAGCACGCCACCUGUGAAUACCACCAUUAGAAAAUAAAGGCUACUAUUUUUCAAACCUGUAA